Messenger RNA from Nelumbo nucifera (sacred lotus), 4204 nucleotides. RefSeq lists its product as uncharacterized. Gene Ontology annotation, cellular component: cytoplasm. NCBI's taxonomy places the organism in Eukaryota, Viridiplantae, Streptophyta, Magnoliopsida, Proteales, Nelumbonaceae. The record is from RefSeq and is a predicted model, not a curated record. Gene Ontology annotation, molecular function: protein binding.
CGGCAACGGAAGCAUCUCUAACCCGAGGCUCUCUCUCUCUCUCUCUCUCUCUCUCUCUCUACUCUACUCUACUCUACUGUAGUCUGUGUCCGAGAGUUGCAGCCAUGGCUGUUUGUGUUUGAUUCUCUCCUCAGUUCCCCUCAAUUUCCCGCUUGCAAAGCGCGCGAAGUUUCUCUAAUCGCAUUAGUUCUCUCGUCUCCUAUCCUCUGCUCCAUAGAAACCUUAAUUUGACUGCUUCUAUGCUUCAUUGAACAAUGGAACUCGCUUUACGUUUCUGUCCCCGCGUUUCCGUUUCCAUCCUUUCUUCCGGAAACCCUAAGUAUAUUUCAUCAGAACAUCAGCUGAAAUGAUCCGUAGUAUGAAAAUUCAUAGUGAAUUCCAUCUAGAAUUUGUUCUUUAAAUCAGGCUUCCUGAAUCAAUUUGAGAGAGAGCUGCAAUUUUCCUUGCUAUGGGGUUUCGCAUUUUCUCCAUGCAUUGGUUUAUUGUUAUUUGAAGGUUGGAGAUUUGUUAAGGUUUAAGAAUGGCAAUUGUGACAGGAGAUAGGUACCUUGAAUACCUGGUGAAGUUCAUUGAGAAGCAAACUGGUCCUUUGAUUGAAGGAAAUUUGGUUUUGAAGUUAAACCCGGUCGGGCUUCACUACAUUCAGUCGAGGCUCGAGGCGUUGCAAGAACUUGAACGUCUUCUAGGUGCUGCUCCCGUUGAUUACUUUCGGGCUUACGUUUCUGAUCUCGGGGACCACCGGGCGCUCGAGCAGCUCAGUAGGAUUCUCCCGCUAGUGACAUCUCUGAAGGUUGUUUCGGUGUUUCCGCCGCCUGCUAGAGAUCCGACACCUCUGUCACUGUUGCCCUUUGGACGGCUAAAGUAUUUGGAGCUUCGUGGAUGUGAUCUUUCGACUUCGGCAGCAAGGGGACUUCUUGAGCUGAGGCAUACUUUGGAGAAGCUUAUUUGUCAUAAUUCUACUGAUGCUCUUCGGCAUGUGUUCGCCAGUAGAAUUAAGGAUAUAAAGGAAUCUCCAGUAUGGAAUCGAUUGUCAUUUGUUUCUUGUGCAUGUAACGGUUUGAUGCUAAUGGAUGAGUCUUUGCAACUGCUUCCUGCUGUUGAAACACUUGACCUAAGCCGAAACAGAUUUGAGAAAGUUGAUAAUCUACGGAAAUGUACAAAAUUGAGGCACCUAGAUCUUGGAUUUAAUCAUCUGAGGACAAUCACUUCAUUAAGUGAGGUUUCCUGUUCAAUAGUUAAAUUGGUUUUGAGGAACAAUGCUCUAACUAUAUUACGUGGGAUUGAGAAUUUGAAAUCAGUAGAAGGGCUUGAUCUUUCCUACAACAUUAUUUCCAAUUUUACGGAGUUGGAGAUUCUUGCAAAUCUUCCAUCUCUUCAAAGCUUAUGGUUGGAAGGAAAUCCAAUAUGCUGUGCCCGAUGGUACCGCCCACAAGUGUUCAGCUUUUUUACUAAUCCAGAGAAAUUGAAAUUAGAUAAAAAGGAAAUUAGCAAGAAAGAGGCUUGGAAGAGACAAGUCAUUCUUGCAAACAGGAAAAAGCAGCCUGCUGGCUUUGGACUUUAUUCUCCUGCAAAAGAUGAUGCUAACAGGGAAAGGAGUUUCAAUAUGAAAAAGAAAAAACUGUCUCGUCUUGCUUGUAUUGAAGAUGAGGAGCAGAGUUGUACAAUGAAGAGGAUUGAAGUCAUGAAAAAUGAAUUUUCUUUUCUUUGGUUGAGAAAAUUGAAGGACUGGAUCGAUCACAAUUCUGAGAAUGCGGUUGACAAUACCAACUUUUCAGGGCAGAUUUCAUGUCCUGCUAAAGAGAAUUGUGUGAAAAAGACCAAAAGGCAAAAUAAUCUCAGAGAGAGCUCACGAUACGUCAUAGAAUCUGUUCUAGCACCAGAAGACAAGAGCAGGACAAACCUUAUAGAAUCUAAGAACUCCUUAUCUCAUGCUUCUGUUGAUUUCCAUGCCCAUUUGCCCAUUGAUUCAAUUGGUCAAAUGGCUUUGAAGUCAUCAGUGAUAUAUAAUAGCAGGGAAGCUGUUCCUCCCUUAAAAAUUGGGACAAUGGCUUUAAGUCAAGAAAGGGUGAGUGGUCUGCCUUUUGGAGUAAAUGAUUCCUUUCUUCCUAAUAGAUUGACCAUCCAGGGAGAUGAUAAAGUGGAUGCAAAGGCUAAUAUACCAUUGACAGCAAUUGGUGAGAUUAUGGAAUCCCAUACAUCCUCUACUUUCCCUUGCUCACCUCCUCAUUAUCAAGAGGAUAUGCUACAUUGUCAUCACAACUUAGAGGAAGAAUUUAUGCAAAUUUCUGCUGACUCACAUUCACUGGCAUCAUCAGAUAGUGAUACCAGCUGCAGUGAAGAUGAUUUCUAUGAAUCUGGAACAUCUUUACCAUUGACAGCGAUUGAUGAAAUUAUGGAAUCCCAUACAUCCUCUACUUGCCCUUGCUCACCUCCUCAUUAUCAAGAGGAUAUGCUACAUCGAGAAUUAAUGCAGCUUUCUGCUGGCUUGUAUUCACUGGCAUCAUCAGAUAGUGUUACCAGCUGCAGUGAAGAUGAUUUCUAUGAAUCUGGAACAUCUUUACUUGAAGUUCACCAGUCAUGCUGUUUAGAGCCCUUGAAUACAAUGAAUGGGAGUAUGGGUUACCACAUGCACAUGUUUCUCUCAAAUGAUAAUUAUUAUGACAAAAAACAAAGGGAAUUGUGUAUAAGACAGAAGGACCAUAUUUUGUUGGAUAGUUCCACUGAUAAACAUUCUCACACUGUAGGACUUCUAGAACCAAUUGAUGGCCAGCAAAUUUUGACUGAUGAUGUGCUGGCUGGUGUUGGCAAUGCUGGCAUUGAUCAUGUUAUGAGCCAAGAAACAGAUUGUUUGGAAAAUAGAAAAUGCCGAAGUAAGCCAAAAAAAAGAGUUGUUUCACUACCAGAAGAGAAUUAUAUGACAGGGAGUGCAGACCCACGAUGCCAAAAGUUAAAUGGAAAUGCUGAUGGUUGUAAAGCUAAUAUGGAAGAUGGGCCACAAAACCAAAUUUUCAGGAUGAAAUCUGCCUCUCUUUCUGAGAAUGAUAGAUUUAUAAUGGAUUAUUUUCAUGCCAAAGUUGCUGAUGCUAGAGUUUCUGAGACUUGCUUGCAGUAUAUGCGAUGUGACAGUAUUCUAGAGCUGGAAUCAGGUUGCCAAGAAAGAGAAGUAGUCAUAUUAUUAAGCAGUGAAAAUAAGUUGUACGUGCUCCUUAUUGAUGUCACAUCUAAUGGCUCAGGUGAAAUCUCAAAGGUUAUUGGAUGCCACAAGCUUGAAGACAUUAAAGAAGUUGUGGUUGGUAUGGGACUACAAGCUUUGAGUGUACGUUUCGAGAGGGAUGCACCAUACCUGUUAAUAACAAGGAGCAUUGAUAAAUCAAGGGGAUUGCUUUGUCUCUUGGAAGCCCUUCAUCCAUGCACAAGUAACAGAUAUUCCCUAAAAAGCUUGGAGCAGGUUCAGGUCGAAUUGUUUGAGAGGUAUAUUUGUAGAGGCUCGAAAAUGAGCAUAUUGCUAUACACAAUGUUGCUGUUUCGGAAGAGCAGUUGUGAAGAUGAACCAUGGCUUUUAAGAUCCCUAUUUGUAAUUGAAGGAUAUAUGAUUGUAUGCAUUGAAGACCUUGUGCAGUUCAGUUCUCUUUCAUUGAAUGAAGCAUCGUCGAAUUCAUAUUUCUCUCUUGAUUCAUGCUGCUCCAUCAGUAACAUAACAGAAAUGAUAAUAGAGCGCUGGGAGCGUUGGUCUGUCACCUUGACCCUAGACCGAGUUACAUCUGAGAAGUACUGCUGCAUGGCUGAUCCAAUGAAAGAAAAACGCAUGGCCAAGCUUGCAGAGGACAAAAUGGCUUCAAGCUCGUGCACAUGGAAGUUGAAGUGGUUCUCGGAAGAAACACUGUCCAAAUUUAUGGCAUUGAUAAAGGCCAUCUAUGCAGGAACAACAUUGUCUCAUCUUCCUUCCUCUCAGGGGAUAUCUAAUUGUAAAAUGUGCAAGAAGUUUCUGCUUCAACGCUGGGAGUGUCUCCAUCGACACCAUGCGUGCAUACCCAACUUUCCUACACCUGAUCGCUUUGUUGCAGCUGUUAUUGCUUAUGGUGCAGCAAAAAUGGCUCAAGUUUUAUUUUUUUUAUUGGUAUUAAGUUUAGAUUGUUUAUCAUUAGUUACUAUUUCAUAACUGUAGUUGACAAUCUAAUCUCGAAGAUGACAAUCUAAUCUAGUU